Molecule: messenger RNA, 2214 nt
Organism: Rhodotorula toruloides NP11
Lineage: Eukaryota; Fungi; Basidiomycota; Microbotryomycetes; Sporidiobolales; Sporidiobolaceae
Exons: 2
Coding region: 1-2214 (737 amino acids)
Source: RefSeq, a predicted model, not a curated record
AUGCAGGUCCUCGAGGAAGCGGGAGACGAGGGCGUUCCCGUCUACAGCGCCUCCUCAGCGCGCGGCCAGGCUUUCGAAGGCCCCGUCGAGCCGGAAGGAGCCGCCAAGUCCAACACGGUGGCGACUGAGCUCGAUGCAGGGAAGACUGCGGGCGCAGCGAAGGCGCGAGAGUGGUUGCAGCAAGGAGGCGGCUCGGAUCGAUUCGGCGGUGCUCGCGAACAGGCGUUCUCUGCGUUGCCCACCAUAGGCGAGAUCGACCUCGCCAAGAUGAGCGACGCCGAGAUCGCCCAGCACCACUUCCGACUGGCUCAGCAGCAUCUCGAAGCAGCCCAGCGGCUCGCAAUGAUGGCAGCGAGCGCGCCGACUCCAAACCCUCAGCUCCUCACGCCCGCAUCGUCAAUCUCGUCUCGUCACGGCGGGCGACAACAGCUCGAGCGGCGACACGAAUUACCAGCAGGUUACGAGGAGUCGGUCGUCGACCCGGACGAGGCCAGCUUCAGCUCACCCGUCUCCAAAUCGGACACGUCGGGCGAUCUCUCGCUCCUCAGCCCUCGUGAAGCGAUCGAGGCCACGUACGAUAGACGGCAUUCGCGUCGCCUGUCAACGGCUCUGUCGACCUCCGCGCCCGAGAAAUCGCACAUGCCGCCUGCCUCGGCGCCUUCGCCGUCAGCGCUCUCGAUCCGCUCAGCUCCUUCGUAUCGCGCCUUACCGACGGAAUCGACUCCUUCUCGACCACAGCCUCCUCCCCGCCGCGCGACUGUGGGCGCAAGCGCGUAUUCGAAAGCGCAUGAGGCGACGAAGUCGGUCGACUCCGCACAUCACCGCGCGAACGCCGCCGAACACGCUCGCUCGGCUUCAUCCUCGCAGAGCUCCACGCCUCGGUCGACUUCGACUGAUCCGACUACGCCAGCGAACCUUCCGACGGCACCGGCGGCUCCAAGUGACCCCUCGCGUCCUGCGGCUGGAUCUGCGACGGCGCCGAGCGUCCGUUCGCUGCAGAGCGAGCUCGAAGCGCUCGCCGUCGACUACGAGGAUGCGCGUAGCGUGGCUGGAUGGACGGACGACGACGCGAGGAGUGACUUCUUCGACGCUCAGUCGGCCUUCUCGCAUGUCACCUCGUCCUUGCCUCCUGGCUACGAAGAUGCGGCGCCGCCAGUUCCCGCGAUUCCUGCGCACUUCCUCGCAUCGCAAACACCCUCGGCUACAAUUCCCUCGCCCGCGACGCUGCAGCAGCAGGUCUACGCCUCCCCUCCGUCGGGUCCGCCGACGCAACCUCCUCGACGUCCGGCUCGUCCCGACGAAGGCGACGGCCUGCAUGGCUUCCAGCCUCGCCAGACGGGUACUCGAACUGUCGUCAAUGUAUCUCCUGCGUCAACGGCGCCGGCCCAGUCGCAGUACGCUGCUCUCCCCGCGCAGUAUGCUGGGCAACCCGCCCUCCAUGCCGUCUCCGCCGCGCCACAAGCCUACUCUGCCGCCACGCUCGCUCAUCCCGCUCAACUGCAACCCCACUCCUACAUCCUCGGCCCGAAUGGACAGCCCAUUCCCGUCUACGCAUCAUUUCCCGUCAGCGCUGCUCCGCAGGUCGUCCAGCAGCCAGCUCGCGCACCGCUUCCUAUUCACGCCCAGCCUCUCCAGUACAGUCAUGCGCUACCUUAUUACCAGCAGCAAGUGCCUUCGGUGCCAGCUAUGCAACCCCACUCGCGCGUGACCGUCACCCAUCCCGCCCAUCCCGCUCCGCUCUCCUACGGCAGCACGCCUCCAGCAGUCGUCGCCGCUUCCGCUCACGGACUCGCCCGCCACACCUCGGCCUCGUCACUCCCGCUCUACUCGACGCACGUCGUCGCCCACGGCCCGCCACCCCUUCCCACCGUCCCGCAAGGCGCCGUGGUUCGCAACAAGUCCUCCUCGUCUGCGCUCGAUCAGGCUGCCGCCGCCGCCGCCGCGCCGACGACUCGCCCGCCAUCCGCCUGGUCCGACGCCUCGUCGCAGCACUCGGCCGACACGGGGUCGAUGUCGGGCAGGAAGAGCACGCUCGGACGGUUGCGAGCGAACCUCAAGUCUCCGCACGUGCGGUUCAUGUCGCCCGAUCCGACGCAGCUCAGCAGGAAGGACAGCAAGUCGAGCGGUAGCACGGUGAGCGGUACAGGUAACGAUGAGGACGAGAUGGACAAGCGGCGCCGGGCGCUCGCCUCGUCGCUGGGGAUGCUCGUCUGA